CUUGCAAAAUGGCAGAAACCGACCUUAACAUGGUCUCGGAACCUGCCGCGCAGGGGGUUGCUGAAGAGAUGAUGGCUAGCUCGUCUAGUGAUUCUGGGGAAGAAUUUGACAGCAGUAGCGCUAGCAGCAGCUCUAGUUGCAGCAGCAGUUGCAGCCGCCGCAGCCGCUUAUAUAGAAAGAAGAGGAUACCUGAGCCUUCCAGAAGGGCGCGGCGGGCUCCCUCGAGCACAAAUUUCGUAGAUCGGCUGCCUCAGGCAGUUAGAAAUCGUGUGCAGGCGCUCAGAAAUAUUCAAAAUGAAUGUGACAAGGUAGACGCCCUGUUCUUAAAGGCAAUUCACGAUCUCGAAAGAAAAUACGCUGAACUCAAUAAGCCUCUGAAUGAUCGGCGUUUUCAAAUCAUCAAUGCCGAAUAUGAACCGACAGAAGAAGAAUGUGAAUGGAAUUCAGAGGAUGAGGUAUUCAGCAGUGAUGAGGAGGUGCAGGAAGACAGCCCUAGGGAAAUGCCUGCCUUAGAGGGUGAGGAAGAAGACGACCCUAAAGAAAAACUUGAGGUAAAGACUGAAGAAAAUGAGGGUCCUAAAGAAAUUCCUGUGGCAAGGUCUGAAGAAAAAGACGAGUCCAAAGAUUUUAUGGAGCAAAAGCCUGAAGUAAAAGAUCCUAAAGAAGUCCCCCAGGUAAAGGCACAAGAUAAAGAACAGUCUAAAGUAACAGAGGCUAAGACAAGGCCUGCAGUAAGAGAGGCUCCUAAAAGAGUUCCUGAGGUCAGGCCUAAAGAAAGAGUGACAAGAGCUCGCAAGGGAAAGCCAAAGAAAGAAGAUCCUAAAGGCAUUCCUGAGUAUUGGCUGACUGUUUUAAAGAAUGUUGACAAACUUGGGCCCAUGAUUCAGAAAUAUGAUGAGCCCAUUCUGAAGUUAUUGUCAGAUGUAAGCCUGAAGUUCUCAAAACCUGGUCAGCCUGUAAGUUACACAUUUGAAUUUUAUUUUCUACCAAAUCCAUAUUUCAGAAAUGAGGUGCUGACCAAGACAUACAUAGUAAAGUCCAAACCAGAUCACAAUGAUCCCUUCUUCUCUUGGGGAUGGGAAAUCCAAGAUUGCAAAGGCUGUAAAAUAGACUGGAGAAGAGGAAAGAAUGUCACCAUGACAACCACUCAGCAUUGCACAACUGCUACUGGAGGCAUUGAAAUCCAGCCAAGAGUGGUUCCCAAUGCAUCAGUCUUCAGAUUCUUUAGCCCUCCUGAGAUUCCUAAGAUUGGAAAGCUGAAAUCACGAGAAGGUGCUAUCCUUGAUGAGGACUUUGAAAUUGGUCAAAUUUUACAUGAUAACGUCAUCCUGAAGUCAGUCUAUUACUAUACAGGAGAAGUCAAUGGUAUCUAUGAUGAUGGCAAAGAUUACGGAAACAGGAAAUAACGAAAAUAA
This is a messenger RNA of Manis pentadactyla (Chinese pangolin), 1415 nucleotides long. It is a transcript of the gene NAP1L3, whose product is annotated as nucleosome assembly protein 1 like 3. Gene Ontology annotation, biological process: nucleosome assembly. Lineage: Eukaryota; Metazoa; Chordata; Mammalia; Pholidota; Manidae. The record is from RefSeq and is a predicted model, not a curated record. Gene Ontology annotation, molecular function: histone binding; chromatin binding. Gene Ontology annotation, cellular component: chromatin; nucleus.